This is a messenger RNA of Hypomesus transpacificus, 1472 nucleotides long. It is a transcript of the gene pabpn1l, whose product is annotated as PABPN1 like, cytoplasmic. The record is from RefSeq and is a predicted model, not a curated record. Gene Ontology annotation, molecular function: RNA binding. Bases 237 to 1007 code for a protein of 256 amino acids. Lineage: Eukaryota; Metazoa; Chordata; Actinopteri; Osmeriformes; Osmeridae. The transcript has 6 exons.
UCAGACUUUCCCGUUGCGAGGGACGAAUGGUUUGGUUAUUGCCAAGUCUGGUAUUAAUGGUCGUAUUCUUUUGGAAACUCGAGGGGGUGGACAACAAUCUGUUGUUUGACUGAAUUUGUAAAGAGGUAAGAUAUAACCUGUGUUGAACUUAGACUGGGCUGGCUGAGUCGUGUGGCACGUCGAGGGAAGAGCGGUAUCCCACCUAGUCGAGCAUGUUUGGAGUCUAAAAACAGAAUAUGGCGGAGCAAACACAGGACAUGGACUAUCCGGUAGGCGAGCCCAUCGGCAACGGGGAUCAUUAUGCUGAGGACCCGGAGUUGGCAGCCAUCAAGGCACGUGUGAUGGAAAUGGAGGAGGAGGCUGAGAGACUGAGGGAGCAGCAGCACUGUGAGGCUGCAGAGAGACAGCUUCUCUGUAACAACACCACCCAGGCAGGCCUGUUCUACACCAUGACCCACGAGGAGAGGAUGGAUGCGGACAACCGAUCAGUCUAUGUGGGCAAUGUGGACUAUGGAGCUACUGCAGAUGAGUUGGAGAUCCACUUCAAUGGCUGUGGUCCAGUCAACAGGGUGACUAUCCUUUGUGACAGGUUUUCUGGUCAUCCUAAGGGGUUUGCCUACAUUGAAUUCUCAGAUAGAGACUCAGUACAGACUGCCAUUGGCUUGGAUGAGACCAUGUUUAGAGGCAGAGUGAUCAAGGUGCUUCCUAAGAGGACCAACAUGCCAGGCAUCAGCUCUACAGACAGAGGGGGUCAGCGAGGCAACCGACCCAGGGGCAGAGGAUUCCGACCCCCCAGGUACAACGGAGGCUUCCAAGGCCGGUUCAGGUACCCGCCAACCAGACCGGUGGUUCCCCACCCUUACUAUGGCCCCCCAGGAGCAAAGAGACACUGGGGACCCCCUGAAUACCGGGAACAGGCCCCCAAACGCCACCCGUGCCUUCUUCUAAUCACCCCACCCACAGAAGCUCCAGGGCCCAGUGGACACCUUUAUCCACAGCAGCGCUGACAAACACCCAGCUUUCUUUGCCACAAAGAGACUGUCUUGAGGGACUAUAUCCAGAGAUCCCCUCUGUUUAGUGUUUUCUAUGCAUGUUAAAAGGGAGAGGAAAGCACAGCACCAGUGUUUCAGCUUUCUCACUCAUGGAUUCUAAGAAGGUGGUUGUUUACUAGGCAUAAAGGUAAAUUGUGGUGGUUACCCUCCUCCUGUACUGGGAGUAUGAUGCCUCCAGUUCAGUUCUUCUUGUCAUUCUUUGUGCCUAUGGUGUGCUUUUCAUUUCAAGCUUUGAGCAUGUGCAUUGUCCUAAUUUCUUUUGCUUUAUUUCCUAGUUAUUUUAUAUCUAGAAGAUAUACCUGCUUUGACUGUAGUGAACAUUGAGUGAUUGUGUGAUCUGAGUGACAGUCCACGGAUUGAGUAGUAAUGUUGAUAUUACUGUGUAUAAUUUCUUGUCUUUGCUUUCAAAAUAAAAUAUUU